Molecule: messenger RNA, 1771 nt
Organism: Emericellopsis atlantica
Lineage: Eukaryota; Fungi; Ascomycota; Sordariomycetes; Hypocreales; Bionectriaceae
Exons: 1
Coding region: 394-1587 (397 amino acids)
Source: RefSeq, a predicted model, not a curated record
UAUGUUUGCUAUGAUAAUACCCGGGUAGUGCACGACAGCGUUUAUGAGCCUGGAAAUGGGCUUGUACGAUCGUCGUUACCCCAACUGCGGUACCUUAGGUUCAUGGAUCACAACAAAUCACACGAGACUAAGGUUUGCUGAACUCCCAGGCAUCACAGUUGUUGAUUGGUCGUUGUUGAUCGGCCAUUGCUGACUUGCAGAAAGAACGAGCGCAACAAGCUUUGGGGCUGUGUACAAAAGCAACACUGCCCCAAGCACAUCUCACGUAACACUGAUCUACAGAACAAACACGGACAGAGUACAUACUUCAGAAGCAUCUUCACUUCUGGUGGCUUUUUGAAUCCGAGUGCUGUUCCUACUUUAACAAUCAGCUCUAUCACCAAGACCAGCAACAUGCCUGUGACUACCCGGCCAAGCACCAAUGCCCCCCGGGAAUGGAGGAGCGAGAUUGUGACCUCUCCAGAAACGCACCUCGAGCAGACGGCGCGCAGGGAGUCGGAAGCAUGCAAGGAAAUCUUCCAGGCUUCAUUCUACCCCGACCAUAACAUAUCGCCCGCCAGCAACGGCUUGGUCAGCGCCGCUCUUGAUGCAUACUCUUCGCAUCAUCAUCUGAUCCUGCGGCCUGAGGAUGUCUGGUUUUCGAUCCUCACGCAGCUAUCAUUUUACAUCAACGCCAAUGCCGAAAACCUGCGGAAGCAUUUCGUGGCCCAUCAAGGCAAAAAGGAGCUUGUUGUCGAAGCAGUGGGUACCAUUUACACCGUCGAUCUUGGCCGGAUGGCCGUGUCGAUGACAGGUGAAAUGCACAAGUUCGUGGUGGACAAGGACCUUCGCCAAUGGAUUCUACCCGACUUCUCCACAACCACCGACAAUGACACUGUAGUGGCCGCUGGGCUUUUCAUGGGUGCCAUGCAAGAGUACUUCACGUACAAAUUUCGUCUCCUGUGCGGUAUCCCCUCUGUUACCUUACUUGGGGAGAAGCAUGAUUGGGUUCGCCUUCGGGACCGUCUGGAGAAAAUUGAUGAAUGGGGCACUGAUGCGCAAGAGUUCGCGCUGCGUCUGAAGAAGGUCCUAGACUUUUUCGUUCGCACUUUUGACGAGCCAGAAGGAAGCGAGGUCAUCGAGUUCUGGUCGAAAAUUGCGCACUACAAGGGGGGUGGUUCAGGCCCUACAUGGAUUUCUGGCUGGAUGACAGCAUUUUGUCGAUGGGACAACCAUGGCAAGCGUGCCAAGUUCGAGGUCUCCGAGCACCCCUGGUACUCUCGUAGUGAGACGGCGGAAUGCGAGCUUGACGGCAUCACAUUCGAAUCAGUGGAAUCGAAGAACAUUCCUCUUGGCUACACCAAGGUGCCUGCCCUGUUGGACGACAAUGGGACCAUAUACAACACGGAGAUUGUGGCAGGCAUGGUCGGUGUCGCAGUGUCGAGCAGUGGUGAAGGUCUAGAUGAUUCGAACCCAAACACGUCAUACGGCUUGAGUGAUGGCGGGAAAGACAAGAAUGGAACAGACGAGAGAAGAACUGGCUUGGACACGCUACAGCCAGUCUCGGGGUGGUGGAUGUACGACGUAACAGAGCGAGCCAGCACCUAGAGGAGUAGCAGUGUGUUGAGUAGCCGUUAUUAGAGUGGUGAACAGGAAACAUGCCUUUGCAUCAUUUAAGCAUGAUGAACCCCUCGCACGUGAUCCGGGAUUUGAAUGAUCCGAUCCGGUGGGGUGGAUCAUCGGCCGAACUUGUCCAGCUCGCGGAACACCGCUCGACCGGUGACCAGGCUGC